This is a messenger RNA of Blepharisma stoltei, 1387 nucleotides long. The record is from the annotation of a GenBank genome assembly. NCBI's taxonomy places the organism in Eukaryota, Ciliophora, Heterotrichea, Heterotrichida, Blepharismidae.
AUGCUCAGCGGUCGAUGCUUCAAAGAUGGGUGUGCAAAUAGACUUCAUGGAAAGUGUGAAUGUGACGGCAUCAUCCUAUUUUGCAAAAAGCACAGCUUUGAGCACUUAGAAAAAUCAAGUUCUAAAGGGCAUCAAUUAAUAAGACUUUUCCCCAAGCCAACAGAAGAAAUCAAUUAUCCAAUCAUCAAGAAACUAAAAGAACUCAAAAAAGAUAUAUAAAAAAAAGAAAUUUAACUUGAGCCUUUUUAUGCAAGUUUAUUUAGGAAGUAAUUUUGUCGGUUUUUAUUUGAUAGCUAUAAUUUGUAGAUAUAUGAUAUGAGAAAAUCUCCUGAUACUAUAUCAAAAAAUACAAAAUUGAGGCAAUAAAAAACGCAAAUAAAAUCAUAAAGAAUUUUAUUGAUAUUUAGCUUUUUUAUUAAGAGACAUCAGCUCUGUUUUGUUUUUUGAAGCUUAAAUUUAUUUUUUUAUAAUUUUAGAGAAUAAAAAUUAUUGAUUAUAUUAAAGCUUCGUGCAAAAUAAAUAUAAAUUAUAAUUCUGCUUUUGAAAAAUAUGUUUGCCAGAUUAAUGAGGCAGAAGCAAGAUGCAAUAAAAUGCUUAAAAUUAUUUAUAGUGACUUUGACUUAGCUACUGAAGGCGAGAUAGAGAGUGUGCUUAAACUUAACAUUUCAGACGCUCAGCGUGAGAUGGCUGGAUGAGAUAUAAAAGAGUGCUACUUGGACUAUAAAGAUAUAAAUGUAGCAAUUAGAAAUACUUAUGAAAUACCUUUUAAUCCUUUUAGAAAACCUUUAGAGGAUGUCAUUGAAUCAAGUGAGCUUUCGUAUUUUAUGCAUAAUACUUCGGAUUUUGCUACUAUAAACUUAGAAAACUUCCAAAUUUCUUCUAAAGUAACUCUUCCAACUCAAGAACCAAUUCACGGAUACACUAGAAGCUGUAUACUUCCUGAUCAUUCUUAUUUUUAUUGCUGUAGUCCAAACAAUAGAUCAGGAUUAACAUUUAUAAUUGACAAAAAUAAAAACGUGAAACUGCUGAGAAAAUCGAAAAAUAAUUACUUACUUUCCACCAUGAGUGAACAAAAAAAUUUUGUUCUUACGAAGAGGGGUUAUUUAAAAAUUUUAAAGUAAUUUUUUUUUAGAAAUUUAAAAAAUCCCAAAUUAACAAAAAUUUAAAAGCAAAUAUUAAUUUAAUUUGUAAAAUUGAGGUUUUAAAAUGCAAGCUGUUUAAAAUUAAACAGAAUUAGAUAGAGACUUCGUUAUAAUGUAUUCAAUCGUUCAUGUUGGGCUUUUGGGCAAAAAAUAGGGAUUUUCCAAUGAUUUUGUUCGCUCACGGAGGCGAGCUAGCUGAUCCUAUCUUUUUUUUUAAUAAUUUUAUCUAUUUAAUUGGAGGGUAG